GGUAGUGCUUGCUUCUGUGGUUUGAACUUGAAUAAACUCAUGUCGACGGCCGGGUCCGGGACCUUCGCGCGGUCGGUGUUGCUGGCGGCCAGCGUUGUGGGCUACUUGUUUUCCGUAGUGGAGCGGCGCGGUUCCCACUUUGUUCGCCGUCCCCCCUUGAGCACGGGAGACGCGGUUCGUGUUCUCACUUGUUGGAGCAGCCGAGUGGUGUGCAAGCAGCCCAGCGGCGUAAGCUCAAAGUGUGGCUGAUAAUCCAUUUCUGCGGAUGUGACGCCGCACGAGCCCGCUGAAGCUGUGCAGGGUUCCGCGCCAAGCUUUUGAAGAGCCGGACCGGCGACGCCGUCCCAGUCCUGGCGCAGUUCGGGCGCCCCCGUC
Molecule: messenger RNA, 375 nt
Organism: Amoebophrya sp. A120
Lineage: Eukaryota; Dinophyceae; Syndiniales; Amoebophryaceae
Source: the annotation of a GenBank genome assembly